AUGAAAUUUUCGCGCGCUACGCUCCUGACGGCUUACGCGUCUGCUGCCACCGCCCGCUUCAUCGAGAAGCACGAGGCCAACGCCUUCGAGGUCUUCCCCGCUGUCAGCGACGAGAAGUUCCUCAUUGAGCUUUCGCCGGGCGAGACACGAUGGGUGACCGAGGAGAAGAAGUGGGAAUUGCGCAGGAACGGCCAGAACUUUAUGGACAUCACCGAGUACCAGGACUUUAACGCCGAAGCUGUCGCCCCAGCUACCGUGGACUUCCCUGCCAAGUGCACUCAGCAGAAGAACGUCAACGCGCUCUUCCGCCAUCUCGACAAGGACAACAUUCAGGCCAACCUCGAGGGCCUGAGUGGUUUCCACACACGCUACUACAAGUCUGAUCUCGGCCUCCAGGCGUCGGAUUUUGUCCUCAAGAAGGCAAAGAGCCUGCUCUCUGCGGCCGAGGCGGACAGCGCGGACGCCGUUGGCUUCGAUCACAGCUGGAAGCAGCACUCUGUCAUUGUCACCAUACCCGGCGAGACCAAUUCGACCGUCGUGGUCGGCGCCCACCUCGACUCGACGAACCUGUGGCUGCCCACUAUCCUUGCGGCGCCCGGCGCCGACGACGAUGGCAGUGGCACCGUGACCAUACUCGAGGUUCUCAAAGCGCUCCUGCAGGACGAGAAGAUUACCGGCGGCAAGGCUCGCAACACCAUCGAGUUCCACUGGUACAGUGCCGAAGAGGCCGGUCUCCUCGGCAGCGAGGCCAUCUUCUCCGACUACCACAAGAACGGCCGCGACGUCAAGGCCAUGCUCCAGCAGGACAUGACCGGCUACGUAAAGAAGACUCUCGACGCCAACAAGCCCGAGAGCAUCGGUGUCAUCAUGGAUUUUGUCGACAGCGGUCUGACAAAGUUCAUCAAGCGCGUCAUCGAGGAGUAUUGCAACAUCCCCUGGGUCGAGACCAAGUGCGGCUACGCCUGCUCCGACCAUGCGUCGGCCUCCAAGUACGGGUAUCCUUCGGCAUUCGCUAUCGAGUCUGCGUUCGAGGACUCGAACCCCCACAUCCACACGACCGACGACACCAUCAAGCACCUCUCGUUCCAGCACAUGGUGGAGCACGCGAGGAUGACGCUGGGUCUCGUGUACGAGCUGGCGUACCACGACUUUGACGGCAAGAAGGACGACGGCGACGAGCUGUAG
Molecule: messenger RNA, 1185 nt
Organism: Emericellopsis cladophorae
Lineage: Eukaryota; Fungi; Ascomycota; Sordariomycetes; Hypocreales; Bionectriaceae
Product: leucyl aminopeptidase
Exons: 2
Coding region: 1-1185 (394 amino acids)
Biological process (GO): proteolysis
Molecular function (GO): metalloexopeptidase activity
Source: RefSeq, a predicted model, not a curated record